Molecule: messenger RNA, 522 nt
Organism: Fraxinus pennsylvanica
Lineage: Eukaryota; Viridiplantae; Streptophyta; Magnoliopsida; Lamiales; Oleaceae
Source: the annotation of a GenBank genome assembly
AUGGCAAGAACAUCAAAUCCUCUUGAAAUUGGAAGAGUUAUAGGAGAUGUUAUUGAUUAUUUCUCCACAACAGUUCAAAUGUCUGUCACUUACAACUCCAAAAAGCAUGUCUACAAUGGCCAUGAGUUGUUUCCUUCCACAGUGAGCUUUAAACCUAAGGUUGAGGUUCAUGGAGGUGAUAUGAGAUCAUUCUUCACUCUGAUUCUGAUAGACCCUGAUGUUCCUGGUCCUAGUGAUCCCUUCCUCAGGGAACACUUACACUGGAUUGUUACAGACAUUCCAGGCACAACUGAUUCCUCAUUCGGAAGAGAAGUGAUGAGCUAUGAAGUGCCAAAGCCGAACAUAGGGAUCCACAGGUUUGUAUUUGUUCUCUUCAAGCAGAAAAAAAGGCAGACAAUGGAUGCACCACUUUCCAGGGAUAAAUUCAACACCCGAAAAUUUGCAGAAGAAAAUGAACUUGGCCUUCCUGUGGCUGCUGUGUUCUUCAAUUGCCAGAGGGAAAAAGCUGCGAGAAGACGCUGA